AUGAAGGGGUGGGGAAGGAAGGGAGGGUGGGAGGAUGGAGGAGGAAGGAAGGAGGAGGAAGGAGGAGGAAUGAAGGGUGGGGAGGAAGGAGGAGGGAGGGGAGGAAGGAGGAGGAAGGAGGGUGGAGGAAUGAAGGAAGGGAAGGGGGGGUGGAAGGAAGGGAGGAAGGGUGGAGGAGGGAUGAAGGGAAGGGAGGGUGAGGGAGGAGGAGGAGGAAGGAGGGUGAGGAGGAAUGGAAGGGGUGGAGGAAGGAAUGGAGGAAGGAGGAGGAGGGAAGGGAGGAGGGUGAGGGAGGAGGAGGGAGGAGGAGGGUGA
This is a messenger RNA of Haliotis rubra (blacklip abalone), 315 nucleotides long. RefSeq names its product H/ACA ribonucleoprotein complex subunit 1-like. NCBI's taxonomy places the organism in Eukaryota, Metazoa, Mollusca, Gastropoda, Lepetellida, Haliotidae. The record is from RefSeq and is a predicted model, not a curated record. The coding region runs from base 1 to 315 and encodes 104 amino acids. The transcript has a single exon.